CAUACAACAAUUGCGCUCAAAGCAAGUGGUUUACAAAACAAUCAAAUUGCUCCAGCUCCAGGGCUUUAAUCAAACAAAUUGUCUUAGAUUAAGUUAACAGGACACGUAACUGCAUCAUCCCACUAAUCCAAAUGAGAACGAACCUUUGCCACUUAAAUUUUUAAAUAUUAUUAAUAAUUGUAUGGGCUCUGGAAGGCUUGGUGAGUCAGGCAAUCAGUCCAAAGGUGGUUUUUAGAGCAGCAACUCACCAGUGCGUUCAAGUGCGCCAAAAUGCGGACAUUCGCUCUAUUUUGUUUGCUAAUUUUCCGGAAGUGUUUCGCCGAAUACGCAUCGGCCAACUAUUUUUGCCCGGAUAUGCAUCGACAGCAAAUCGUCGACAUCAGUCAGCUAGAAGGCAUGUGGUAUUUAAUCGAGAAACUCGUUCACACUGAGGAAAGACAUCAGACGAUCCGAUUAACGUCCUGUCCAGUGAUCCACAUCUCCGAAGAUCGGACCACUUUCACCACUCGUAAUCCCCUGUACAAGUUCUACGAUUCGACCUAUGGAGCUCAGUAUCCAUAUAAUACUCCGAACGUUCCGACCAGAAAUCCCACUGAUCCGAGGACGACGUUCGUUAACGAGCAGGACUUCAUCAAGCAAAAUGAGGAAUAUGACCGAAAAACCACCUACGACCACGAGCGAAGAAGGGCCAAUUACGCCUCCUACAUGAAGCGCCAUUUCUCCAAAAAAGGCCUAAAAAUCUACAUGAGCGACGGCAGCAGCAGCAUCGAACACUAUCUGCAGUACAACACGAGCAAUCCAGGCUUCUGGACGUUGUCCGGAUCGGACGAAGCUGUCCAGGACAACAUCAAGCACUUCGCCGGCACCACCCUGGUACUGAAAGCAGUGGGAAACCAUCUGGUGCUGCAUGUCUGCCAGUCGUCCAGAGAAGUGAAGGAACUGUACACGAUGAUUUUAUCCAGGGAAAACUACCUGGACAGUUGGGACGUGCACAGCGUGCAUGGAAUGCUGAACCGGCAGGGUUUAAGAACGACUUUUGUGGAGAAGACUUGCAACGGUGCUGAAUCGUUGCGACUCACUUUGCUGAUCGUUCUGAUCGCUUCCAUGCUAACUUCAUUAUUUUAGAAGCAAUUGUUUGGGUUAAAUCACCCUAUGUAGCAUAAAAAUAUAUAUUUUGGUUGCCAA
Dendroctonus ponderosae (mountain pine beetle) is the source of this 1185-nucleotide messenger RNA. RefSeq lists its product as uncharacterized. The transcript is spliced from 4 exons. The coding region runs from base 271 to 1125 and encodes 284 amino acids. Lineage: Eukaryota; Metazoa; Arthropoda; Insecta; Coleoptera; Curculionidae. The record is from RefSeq and is a predicted model, not a curated record.